Molecule: messenger RNA, 1408 nt
Organism: Jaminaea rosea
Lineage: Eukaryota; Fungi; Basidiomycota; Exobasidiomycetes; Microstromatales
Product: DnaJ-domain-containing protein
Exons: 3
Coding region: 305-1408 (367 amino acids)
Biological process (GO): translational initiation
Cellular component (GO): cytosol
Molecular function (GO): protein-folding chaperone binding
Source: RefSeq, a predicted model, not a curated record
CGAUGGGUCGCGUGCCACGGGUGCCACGGCCACAGUUGACCCGAGGUCGGAGUGGAGGAGGCCCGAGCAGAGCGCCGCGUCCUUGUCGUCCUUCUCGCCGUUUCUCCCUCCGUCUGGGCAUUGCACACUCGAAUCGCGUCUGCGCUCCCUUCCUUCCGCAUCAACCACUACCUCCAUCGUCACUGAAUCCAACGCCAACAUUCCGCCCUUCAAGAGAAAAGCAUCCUUCUCUUCUUCAUCUGGCAAAGCCAACAAUACCCGCACCAAGCCCAACAGCAGCAAGGCAUCACGAGCAUCUGCGAAGAUGGGAAAGGACUACUACAAGAUCCUUGGCGUCAGCAAAGACUGCACAGACGAUGACCUCAAGAAGGCCUACAAGAAGGCAGCGCUCAAGCACCAUCCCGACAGGAAUAAGGACAAGGGCGAGGAAGCGCACAAGAAGUUUCAAGAAGUAGGCGAGGCAUUUGAAGUUCUCAGCGACAAGAACAAGCGAGCCGUCUAUGACAAUUAUGGUGAGGAGGGGCUCAAGGGAGGGGCGGGCGGACCGCCACGUGGAGCUGGAGGGAUGGGAGGUAUGGGCGGGAUGCCAGGGAUGGGUGGAUUCCCUGGUGGCGGGGGAGCGUCAUUCAGCUUCAGCCCGUCAGACCCCAACGAUAUCUUUGCAAGCAUCUUUGGCGCCAUGGGCGGAAGCUCCGGCAUGGGAGGAAUGCCCGGCAUGGGAGGAAUGGGAGGAAUGGGUGGCAUGCCUGGCGGAUUUGGUGGUAUGGGCGGUAGUAGUCCCUUCGGCGGAGGAGGCAUGGACUUCGAUAUGGGUGGUGGACCCAGCUCUAGCUCGUCAGCCGCUCCAGAGAAGAAAGACUUCGAGCGUCCCCUCCCUGUCUCACUAGAAGACCUGUACAAGGGGGCAAAGAAGAAGCUCAAGAUCGGCCGACGCACACUCAGCGGUAGGCAGGAGGAGAACAUCCUUGAAGUCGACGUCAAGCCUGGAUGGAAGGCAGGGACCAAGGUACGCUACGCGGGCAAGGGCAACGAACUGCCCUCUGGGGCGUCGCAGGAUGUUGUCUUCAUCAUCGAGGAGAAGUCGCAUGACCGCUACACAAGGGACGGAGACAAUCUGAAGGUCAAAAUGCCGCUACCGCUGGCCGAUGCGCUCGACCCACCCGCUGCGGGAACCAAACGCCAACUUUCUACACUGGAUGGGAGGAGCAUCGCCCUCCCCUUGCCGACACCGAUGCCGGGUCGCACCACGAUUGACAAUGGGCGCACGACCCGCGUCGCAGGGGAGGGUAUGCCCAUCUCGAAGACGCCGGGCAGGAAGGGAGAUCUCAUUGUUGAGUGGACGGUUGAAGUUCCACAGAGGUUGACCGAGCAGCAGAGGAAGGCAGUCAGGGCCGCGCUCGCCGGUUGA